AUGGUUGUCGGACAAAACGGUGCACAUCAACAAGAAGAGUCAGUAUACAAUUUAAUACCUCGUGUUCAAGUUCAGGCACCAAAACCACCUCGAUAUGAAUCAAAAUUUAAAUCUACUGUUCGUGAAUCAUUCAAAGAUGGUAAACAUGAACAUCGAACAAUGGGCUAUGCUGACGAACCAGUACCAGAUCCACAACAAUUUCUCAAGAAAAAACAAAAUGAAAGCAAAACUAUGGCUUCUUCUGUUGCAAAAGAAACAUCAUCAAAAAAAGAUUCUCCCCAACGUAAACCGCCUGUACCAAGCAUUCGUGAUGCGCCUAAAAUGGGUACAAGAACUGAAAAAAAUUUCGUUCAAACAAAUGCUCUUGAUGUCGUAAUGACAGUACCAAAAAAACCGGAGAGAAACGUCGUGGAUGAUCGAUUCGGUGAUAAAUUUCCAAUUGAUCAAAGUGGUUUAGCACCUAAAUAUGUUUUUAAAAAAAAUUUUGGUGAAGUACCAGUUUAUAUAAAAACUCGUCGAGACGAAAUGGAAAAGGCUAAACAAGAAUAUCAAGCUUAUGUUUCAGAUUAUUUUCGACGUGGAGCAAUGCGUGAAAUGGACGAUAAUGAACGACAAACAAUCAUUGACGGUUUAAAGAAACAAUGGGAAGAUGUUCAUCAUGAAUAUCAAACACUUUCGGUUAUCAUUGAUACAAUCCCGAAACGACAACAUAAAGAACGUCUUGAACAUCAAAUGCAACUACUUGAAAAAGAUAUUGAUUUACUUGAAAAACAUCAAGUUAUUUAUAUUGCUGACUAA
Rotaria socialis is the source of this 798-nucleotide messenger RNA. The record is from the annotation of a GenBank genome assembly. NCBI's taxonomy places the organism in Eukaryota, Metazoa, Rotifera, Eurotatoria, Philodinida, Philodinidae.